AAGUCAGUCUGCCUCCCAGUGUCAUUCGGUGUCAUUGUCAUUAGCUCCAUUAAAUCAAUAUGCUCUGGAUAAAACACAGAGCUAGUUAUGGGCCCUCUGAGGCUCUGAAGCUAAAAAUACAUCAUGGUCAAGUUACAGAAAAUCGACUCGUGCUGCUGUGUGCCCGCGUCCUUCUACUAAGCGCUAGAAUGAAACCGAUGAUUCAGCCAGUCUUUACUUUGAUAUUAAGAGGUCGCCUCAUCCGAGACAUUUUAUUCGGAAAAUGAUAUCAACUCUCCUCUGCGUGAAACGUAACACAUUGUUGAUAUAAUACACCUUUGGAAAAACAGCUGACAAUCCCCAGGAGCUAUGGCAGAAACUAUGGCAGAAACUAUUGCGCGCACGCACGUGUACAGCACCUGCAGCCUGGAGAGCCCGCGCUGGUUUGGGGAGAGCCCUGUCCCGGGCAGGGCGCGCGCAGAGGCGUUCCUUCAGCAGGGCUACACAACAGCAAAGCCACGGAGCCUCAAGCAGCCACGGCAGCACUGUGUUACCCGGAGGGUUUGGAAUCCAGCCCACGCGGCAGACUCGGAAGAGAGCGAUAACAGUACCACUUUUUGACUCCGUCUGCUCAUAAUACCGAAGGUUUUUAGAAAUGUGAACUGCUGUGCCGGACCCCUUUACUGCACUUUCCAGACUUAUCACCACCUCAAGAUAGCCCCGAUGCUUACGUGUAGACUACAUUUGGUUCACGGGCAACAUUGUUGCAGAUGGAUAUAAAACGACUAUCCAACAAGUGAAACCAGAAAGGUUUUUUCUCGCGAUUAAUUCUCGUGAUUAACCUCGACAUGGACGGAGCACGAACUGAGAACCCGGGGGAGCCUAUCAACAGCAGCGUGGAAGAGGAGAACUACCGAGCUCUCGUCUACGACACGGCACUCAGCACUUUCCUGGCGGUGGUAGUGUACGUGGUAGUCAAAGUAGGCUUAGAUCGGAUUAGACAAUGGCGAGCUCGGAUAUCGGUUCUGAUCGUGGGUUCCGGUCCUGUUGGUCUGACCGCCGCGUUGGUCGCUGUUCGCUCGGGAAAGGUGCUGAAACUCACGGUAUUGGAUGAGCGCUACAGGACCGCACUGCUGUGCAGACCGCAGCAGAUCGCACUGGACCCCCGCAGCGUCAGGUUCCUGUUAGGCUUGGGAGUGGACUUUGAUAACAUGGAGGGGUGCUGGCACAACGACCACUUCUUCACUAAAAUCGGCGUGUUCCAGGAGUAUCUCCUCAGCAUUUUGGAGCAAAAGAAACAAAAGAUCGAUGUUAAAGUUCACUUGGGAACAAAGUUCUCGGAGGACUACCUGCGGCGGAUCCCGUGUGGGCAGUGGCCGCGGGUGAUUGUGGUAGCGGACGGCUCUUGUGGAGACUCCUGCUCCGUGCUGGGCAUCAGCUCUGACUACAUCGUGGAGUCCUGCCACGCCUACGGAGCCAAUGCCACCAUUGAGAGGCUGGACCAGCGGCAGGUCCCCACCCCUGAGAUCAAGGCUCACAACCUGUACUUUGACCUCUCUGCGUACGGGGACGUCCUGAAGGAGCCGCGGAGCUCCAGCCACACCACAGCCAAACCAGGCUUCCAUCUCAAGAUCUAUGGAACAUUCCGGAACCGCUACAUGGCACUGGCCUGCACGGCGGCCGACAGCAAGAUGCUGCGCUUCCUGCGUCACACAAGUAACUCCUCGAUCAUGAAGAACAUCUUCCACCAGUCGUUUAACGCAUAUAAGAUGGACAUCGAGCCGCGGCUGAGCGAGGUCACCCUGCACCGCAUGCAGUGCAGCAGGAAGCUGUUUGAGGUCAUGCUGUCGCAGCGGCGCGUCAACGCAGCCUACAUCGAGGGCGACAACGUGGCUGUGACUGUGGAGGGGGAAGCAGCGCGCGUGCUGAACUUUGACACAGGCUGCGGUGUGAACCUGGGCAUGAGGGGCCUGGAGGCCUUGGGGACGUUCAUCUACAGCACGGCCACGGCUCAGGACCAGAACGACGUCUUCGAUGCGCUCGCCGCCAAGAUCCAGCACUCCAAACAGGUGGCUGAAACUUUCCGACAAACAGGGCUGCCUUCAACCAUGUUCGAAUGAUGUGUGUGAAAUCUCUCUCUGUGUGUGUGUGUGUGUGUGUGUGUGUGUGUGUGUGUGUGUGUCUGUGUUUGCAAGGGAAGAUAAGAGACACAGAAGGCGUUGUAAAAGAAGGGUGGCCCAAGGUCUGAUGGGAAAUUGUAUUGUGACUGCCACUUUGGCCUUUGUUUUUGGUUGGUGUACCUCGUGCCAAACACAUACCAAACCUCUGUAUUGUAAAUGUGUUGGUUCUUUGUUUCAAAAUCUUUGAUAUUGUUUUGACACAUACAGUUAUUGUACCACUGAAUAAUUUUGACCAGGUAAAGUGAAUGUAAUUGAGGCUUGUCAGCUCUGUUUGCUGACACUAAUAAAUGCAGUUUGUCAGUGCCAAAUACAUGUGAAAGUGAAGGUGGUUUAAAUGUUUUAUACAUAUACCACAUUCUCAAGGCCUUGUUAAUCUCCCCUGAAUUUGUAUAAUUUCACAAAUGCUGACCAUGCCUUGAACUGAAAUGAAAUUGAUGGGAAGCGAUGUUCGGUGUGGAAUAAAUCUUAAGUCAAGCAAAAGUAGAUAACCAUGCUUCAUACGACCCUCCUGAAGCUGGUGAUGUUGCUGGAUGGGGAGCUCUAUGAGGGCCUGUGCCAGUAGACUUGCCUCUUCAGUGUGACGUUACAGAACCCUCUCAGAGACUCUCUCAGAAUAGCCCUGGCAGAAGCCUAGCAAAUGAUGUCCUUGAUGACAGUGUAUAAAUAAAAAAGUGGAUGUUUCUAUCGA
Clupea harengus (Atlantic herring) is the source of this 2847-nucleotide messenger RNA. RefSeq lists its product as uncharacterized. The record is from RefSeq and is a predicted model, not a curated record. NCBI's taxonomy places the organism in Eukaryota, Metazoa, Chordata, Actinopteri, Clupeiformes, Clupeidae.